AUGAACGACAGGCUCUUAUCACUGGUGGAUCGCUUCCCAGCCCAGUAUCUUUUCCCAACAAAAGUGUAGGGAUUAGGCAACGACGUCCAAGGUAAGAUGUAUGAGGCGUACCCAAGCGAUCUGACCGACAAAAGACAGUACAAGACGAGAUGUUACGGUGGAAAACAAAGUGGCUGCAUUCAACUGGAGAGCGACCAACGACACUCUCGACUGCAUAAAUCCAACUCUUUAUUGAAACGC
Molecule: messenger RNA, 240 nt
Organism: Pocillopora meandrina
Lineage: Eukaryota; Metazoa; Cnidaria; Anthozoa; Scleractinia; Pocilloporidae
Source: the annotation of a GenBank genome assembly